AUGGACAAUCACAAAUCGACCGAUAGUCCACCAGCAAAGAGAUUAUUCUUAAUAGUUGGUGAUGGACUAAGAGCUGAUAAGACAUUUCAAAAGUUAAAGCAUCCUAGAACAGGAGAAACUAAAUAUUUAGCACCAUAUUUAAGAAGUUUGGCAUUAAACGAAGGAACAUGGGGAAUAUCCAAUACAAGAAUGCCAACUGAAUCGAGACCUGGGCAUGUUGCCAUGAUUGCAGGUUUCUACGAAGAUGUUUCUGCCGUCACGAAAGGCUGGAAGGAGAAUCCUGUUGAUUUUGACUCAUUUUUCAACCAAUCAACCCAUACAUAUUCGUUUGGAUCACCAGAUAUCUUGCCUAUGUUUGCAUACGGUGAUAAUGUGGUUCCUGGAAGAAUAGAUACUUGUAUGUAUGGCCAUGAGUUUGAAGACUUCACACAAAGUUCAAUUGAAUUGGAUUCGUUCGUGUUUAAUCAUUUCAACGAACUCAUGGAAAACCUGGCUACAAACAAGACAUUACAUGAUGAAUUACAUCAACAAGGUAACGUAUUCUUCUUACAUUUAUUGGGACCAGAUACUGCCGGGCAUGCUUACCGUCCUUAUUCCGCUGAGUACUACGACAAUAUUGAAUACAUUGAUAAAGAGUUAUCAAAAUUGAUUCCAAGAAUCAACGAAUUCUUUGGUGAUGAUGAUUCUGCUUUCGUUUUCACAGCAGAUCACGGUAUGUCUGAUUUUGGUUCACAUGGAGAUGGACAUCCAGAUAAUACAAGAACGCCUUUGAUUGCUUGGGGUGCAGGUAUUAAUAAACCAAAAUUACUUCGUGAUUCGGCUGAUCCAGAACUUUUAUCAACAAUUCAAGACCCUGUUGCUAGUGGAUAUGAAGCCGACUACUUUGAUACUUGGAAGCUCGACCAUUUAGUAAGAAAUGAUGUUAAUCAGGCUGAUAUUGCCUCCUUAAUGGCAUAUUUAAUUGGUGCAAAUUAUCCAGCUAACUCUGUUGGUGAAUUACCGUUAAGCUAUAUUGAUGCUGAAUCUAUAACUAAAAUUAAGGCUUUAUAUGCUAAUUCUUUAGCCAUUGUUGAGCAAUAUCUUGUUAAAGAAAGUGAAGUUUACAAUCAUCAGUUUUCAUUUAAACCAUUUGAUCCAUUCAAUCAAAAGAGCAUCGCAGAAUAUAAAACCCAAAUUGAAACACUAAUUACUUUAUUACAAUUUGGUGAUCUCACGGAAUAUGAUAAGAGGAUAAAUGAAGCUGCUGCAAUUAGUUUAUCAGAGGAAUUACUGAAGCAUGCAUUAGACGGUUUAAAUUACUUACAGACGUACAACUGGGCUUUAUUAAGAUCAAUUGUGACUUUGGGUUUCUUCGGCUGGAUUAUUUAUUCGUUUAUUAUUUUCUUAAAACUAUUCAUCCUCACUAACAGAACUGUCGCUGACACUAAAUUUUCGCCUGCUUUGGCUGGAUUCUUCAGUAUUUUGGCCAUAUCCAUCAACUAUGUGUUGUAUUAUCAAAAUUCGCCAUUUAACUACUACAUGUAUGCAGCUUUCCCAUUAUAUUUUUGGUAUACUAUACUAAAUGAAUCUCCAAACUUAAUCGAAGGAUUAAAUCAAUUUCUACAUGGCAUUUCCGCAUCUACUAAAGUUUUUGUAUUGGUUUCAUUUAUUGGGAUGUACGAGGGAAUUGUUUACGGUUUUUUUGAAAGGAUUAUGUUCUCAAUCAUUUUUGUAUUGAUUGGUUUAUAUCCAUUCUUUUUGAAAUCCAGAAAGAUUAAAUUAUUGGAAAAGCUUUUAUGGUUGUCAAGUUGUACAUCCAUGUGUAUUUUUACGAACUUAGAUCCAGUUAAAGUUGAGAGUUUAACUCAAAUCAACGCUGGUGCUGCUGCUGCUCUCUUAACAGGUAUAUUCGGUGCUAGAAAGGUAUUUGAACGUUCAAUCGAUAAUUAUAACAAGACUUUAGUCUGUCUUCAAAUAUUGGUCAUACUUAUCAUGUUAUAUCCAACAAACGUAUCUGUUUUGUCAUUGCAAGCUAGAGAGGGUUUACCGCUUCAUUCCCAGAUCACCGGCUGGGUAACAUUUGUUGUGUCAUUAUUUGUGGUGCCUAUUUUUUAUUCUUUCAAUCCCUCCGCAGAUUACCAACUCAGAUUAUUAAGUAUUUUCUUGACAUUUGUUCCUACGUUUAUUAUUUUAACCAUCUCAUUUGAGUUGUUGUUUUACGUGGGAUAUUCUUUGGUGUUACUUCAAUGGUUAAAUAUUGAACAAUCAUUAAAGUUUUCUACCAGAAAAAUACAAAAGGCCCGCAAGCUCGGAUUGGUUCCAAAGGGAUAUUGGUUACAGGUCAUAAGAAUCACAAUUAUCGGUUUCUUCUUCCUACAGUUUGCAUUCUUUGGAACUGGUAAUGUGGCCUCCAUUUCAUCGUUCUCCUUGGACUCGGUCUACAGAUUGAUUCCUAUUUUUGAUCCUUUCCCAAUGGGUGCAUUGUUGAUGUUGAAAUUAAUAAUCCCAUAUAUCUUGCUUUCCACCUGUCUUGGUAUUAUGAACUACAGAUUGGAAAUCAGAAAAUUCACUAUUUCCACCUUAAUCAUUUCAACGAGUGAUUUCUUGUCGUUGAACUUUUUCUUCUUAGUGAGAACUGAAGGCUCCUGGUUAGACAUUGGUGUAAGUAUAUCCAACUACUGUUUGGCUAUACUUUCGUCUUUGUUUAUGUUGAUUUUAGAAUUGGUUAGUUCAAUUUUAUUAAGAGGUGUGGAACUUGAUUCAGAUUAUGAUGAUGAAGCCGAUCAUGAUGGUGCAUCUAUAGAUGAAGCCAACAUUUCUGAACCAGAAGACAUACAAUCGGAUGCUCCAAUAAGUGCUAGAGUUAGACGUAGAACUAGAAAGGGUUAA
Messenger RNA from Debaryomyces fabryi, 2868 nucleotides. RefSeq names its product mannose-ethanolamine phosphotransferase (gene MCD4). The transcript has a single exon. The coding region runs from base 1 to 2868 and encodes 955 amino acids. Gene Ontology annotation, biological process: GPI anchor biosynthetic process. NCBI's taxonomy places the organism in Eukaryota, Fungi, Ascomycota, Pichiomycetes, Serinales, Debaryomycetaceae. Gene Ontology annotation, molecular function: mannose-ethanolamine phosphotransferase activity. The record is from RefSeq and is a predicted model, not a curated record. Gene Ontology annotation, cellular component: endoplasmic reticulum membrane.